AUUGCGACUUUGAAAAUAAUUUGCAAUGUUCAAGCGACGGUUUCUAUAAAUAUAUAUGGUUAGUCAGCAAACGCAACAGGGGGAAAGAGGAAGGGUUGAUUGUCCACAGAAGAGGAAACAAAGGUUUUAUAGGGGGACUUCCUAUGAUCAUCAAACAUGUGUAUGUUAGCAGCCAGCACAGUCUACGUGUUUGAAGUGAGCGUCUAAAAAAUGAUUAUUGUAUCAGUGGCCUACUUUCUCCUGUUAGUGUCUGAUGCAACAGGGAUUCUUCGAGUCAACACAACCGUCGGGAAAUCAACGAUACUCCCAUGUUUGUUGAACACAAAUAUAACUGACCUACAUAAUCUACGAUUUUACUGGCAGGAUGAAAACAAGAAGGUUUUAUACUCUUUUGAUAAAGGAACAGAGGUGCCAGAGUAUGUGGACAGACUUUAUCGAGGCCGGAUCACAGCCUUCCAUCAGGACAUGAGAAUAGGACAUGUUUCAAUCAAACUUGAAAACACAACGAUGGAAGAUAAUCAAAAGGUUUUCGAUGUUUUUGCAAAAGUGUUUGAAAGUGGAGGGACAACCAAUAGAAUCUGCCAACUUACUUUACAUGUUGACGCUCCAAACGAGAUCCAGGCCACCAUCUGCCCUUCAAACCGGA
Notothenia coriiceps (black rockcod) is the source of this 646-nucleotide messenger RNA. Its product is annotated as CD276 antigen homolog. Lineage: Eukaryota; Metazoa; Chordata; Actinopteri; Perciformes; Nototheniidae. Gene Ontology annotation, cellular component: external side of plasma membrane. Gene Ontology annotation, biological process: positive regulation of T cell proliferation; cell surface receptor signaling pathway; cellular response to lipopolysaccharide. The record is from RefSeq and is a predicted model, not a curated record. The annotation marks the transcript as partial. The transcript is spliced from 3 exons.